Molecule: messenger RNA, 1315 nt
Organism: Ananas comosus (pineapple)
Lineage: Eukaryota; Viridiplantae; Streptophyta; Magnoliopsida; Poales; Bromeliaceae
Product: translation initiation factor IF-2-like
Exons: 2
Coding region: 400-999 (199 amino acids)
Source: RefSeq, a predicted model, not a curated record
AGAAAAGGUAAAAAAAAUAUAUGUCCUCUCCCGAGUCGAAAAUAAACAAAGCUCGCUCUCUCUCUCUGGGUAAAAAAAAAAANAAAAAAAAAAAGAGAUCUACUCAAUUCUGUUGAAAAGAAGAAAGAAAAGGUAAAAAAAAUAUAUGUCCUCUCCCGAGUCGAAAAUAAACAAAGCUCGCUCUCUCUCUCUGGGUAAAAAAAAAAAAAAGAGAGAAAAGAGGUCUCUCUCUCUCUCUCUCCUCCUCCCUCAAGGCGGUCGCUCCUCACCGUCGCCGUCGCCAUCGCUCCGGGGGCGCUCCGAGGCUACUCGACCCGAAGCGCGCUCCGAAGUACGCUCCGCUACCGUCGCAGUCGUCCUCACCGAUCCGAGGCGCGCUCCGAGGCGCGCUCCGUUGCUAUGGCCGGCGUCGUUGAUGCCCACUCCGCGACGUCGAGGCCGCUUGCGCUGAUGAUGGCCGUCUCCGUCGACCCUCGGCUUGAACAUGCUCCAACCGCUGAUGGCCGUUUCCGCGCUGUCGCCGUCAACCUGAGGCACGAUGCAUUGCCGUCGCCGCCGCUCCUCGACCAUUCCGCAAGCAUGGCCGCGGACUCCAACCCGACAGCAUCAACUCCGACAUCACCGCGAGCCGCCAUCGCCGCCGCUCCUCGACUUCUCUGCGCGCAUGGCCGCGGACUCCACCGACCUCGCCGUCCUCGACUCGAAGCCGCGCCACCCGCGGCCGAUCUGCCUGAAGCCGCGCCACCCGCGGCAGGUCCGCCCGAAGCCACGCAGAAGCUCCGUCGAAGUCGCCGUCACCCGAAGCCGCGCCACCCGCGGCCAAUUCGUCGAUGCCCAUGCCGAGCCGCCGCCCAUGACUCCGCUCGUGAUCUCGGCCGAUCCGUCGACGCCCGCGCGCCAUCGUCGACUUUGAUGGCUCGAACCCGAGGAGUUCCCUCUGAUGCCGCGUCACUCCACCUCGAAGGCCACAGCCCCGUCGAUGCCGCGCCGCUGUCGUGACUCUUCACCGCUGCAGAGCGUCGCCGUCACGGCCCUCCUCUGUCGCGGUCUCAGAUCCGCGGCUCCAUUGUUAAGUCACAACCCCAGCGGAGCUCCGUCAUCAACAAUGCCCGCCAACAGAGUCCGCCCACCAACCGCUCGACGGCGAACCUGAGAGAGAGAGCGGUGCUCUCCUCUCAAACGGGUUCUGCCCGCCAAGUGCUCGAUGUAUCCGGAAUCCGCCCACCAACCGCUCGACGGCGAAUCUGAGAGAGAGAGCGGUGCUCUCCUCUCAAACAACGGCAAAUUCGAGAGAGAGAGAGAGAGAGAGAGAGCU